AUGUUAACAAACUCUCUAUUAAAUUUAUUGAUUGUGUUUUGCAUCAUAUUCAUUGUUAAAGUGAACUCGAACGCACCCCAUCAUAAGCCACACCACAUACAUCACCACAAUAGAAACGACGGCAUACACGGUGGAGUGGAUACCGGCCCCCAAGGCAUACCGGGGGCGGGCGAUCCCCUGCGACAGAAUCAGUACUUCAACCAACAGAAUCGGGUUGAAAAGGCGGGACCGGGAGUCGGGCUAAUGCCUGAGGAAUGGGCUCAUCAACUGAUGUACCCCUACGAGACCGAAGACUAUUGUCACGGCAUUAACUCAAUGAAGCAGAUGCACGACCAGCCCCUACCCUUCCGGCUCCCCUUCUCGGGGUUUGCCUUCAACUAUGUUUGGGUUCACAAGGAUGGGUACGUCACUUUCAACAAGGGUCUCAAGAGUUAUGCCUUUCCAUUGGAGUUCCCAAUGGUUCCGAGUGACACCAAUGUGGAGGAGGACCCCUCGAUUAUCGCCGCCUUUUUCGCCCACCAGGACAUCCCAUCGGACGUGGACGGGUCGGGCGUCUACUUCCGGGUCAUUGAAGUGGAAAAGGAGACCAAUAUAUCGCUUAAGCAGCGACUGCUCGACGACUUCGGCACAGCUAUGGCUCUUGAGCAAUAUAAAAUUGCACAAAUUUACUUAUUAAUUCUUUAA
Molecule: messenger RNA, 684 nt
Organism: Oppiella nova
Lineage: Eukaryota; Metazoa; Arthropoda; Arachnida; Sarcoptiformes; Oppiidae
Source: the annotation of a GenBank genome assembly